Onychostoma macrolepis is the source of this 5723-nucleotide messenger RNA. RefSeq names its product collagen, type XXVIII, alpha 2b (gene col28a2b). The coding region runs from base 1755 to 5384 and encodes 1209 amino acids. Gene Ontology annotation, molecular function: serine-type endopeptidase inhibitor activity. The transcript is spliced from 41 exons. NCBI's taxonomy places the organism in Eukaryota, Metazoa, Chordata, Actinopteri, Cypriniformes, Cyprinidae. The record is from RefSeq and is a predicted model, not a curated record.
GAAUUUUCGGCAUCAUUACUCCAGUCUUCAGAAAUCAUUCUGAUAUGCUUUGAAAAGAAACUAUAACAUUAUACUUGUAUUUUAUGUCACUUCACACUUACUGAAUAAAUGUAUGUUUUUUUUAUCAGAUCUAUAACAUGCAUUUCAUAAAAUUAAAAUGCAAUGUCAUUUGAAUAGCAUAGUUGCAUCUUUGCCACUCAUUCUUGAGAGGUUAUUAUUUAAAAAUUAACAAAUUUUCAAAUGUGCCGUAAAUCUGCCAUUAUUAUGGCAUAUAUUGUAUCAAACCCUGUCAUUGUGAUCAUAAACAACUGGUUGGCCACCUUCUUGAGGAGCAGCCAUAGCCAGUUUGUGUCUCUCGCCCUCACCUUAAACCUCUCUCACUUCGUGUCCCACCACAGGCUAAUUACGAGGGAAGUGUAUUUCACUUCUAUUUACAAACCACAUUAUUCUUUUCAUUAGCUCAAACUAGUCAAGCAGCUCGACUGGAAAUAUCAAGCCAAAAAGGAAUGAAGCAUGGUAUGAUUAUGAACGCUGCGAGACCGUAAUGGUCUGUUCCGUACUGCUGCCAUUAGACGGGCCACAGUUAAUCAGAACCCACUUUGAUUUUUAAUGGAAAGAAGAAGAAAGAAGUGGGAUGCGUUAAAUGCCGUCUGUCAUGGCGAAGCUUUUCCAUCUGAGCAAAAUCAAUGUUUUUAAAUAUGGAUUAUUAUUGAGGAGUUCAAAAUGUGCUUUCUGCCCUGGAUGGUAAAACUGAGAGGUUUGUGGACUGUGUGUGUGUGUGUGUGUGUUUGUAUAUGUGUGUGGACACUCUCUCCACUCGUCUGGAGUCCCUUGGCUCCUCGGCGUUCUUCUCCAUGAAAUGAUUUUGUAAAUUCAGAAGGCCCUGAGGCCACAGCGGCCCAGGUCUCUUUCAGAACUGGAUAAUUGACUCUUUUUCCUUGAUAAUUCAUAGCUUGCAUAUGCCAACUAAUACAUCAGCAUGAGAGCCUGUGGCCGCUCUUGCAUCACCCCUGAGACCCUCGAGGAGAUCGAGACGGGACAACACACAUGUCUGUGCCCAGGUGUUGGUCUUCAGGGAGAUGUCUAAAUGCAAAGAGGUCAGAGGAUGCUGGGAAUCAGACAUUUGGGAAUGUGGAGGCAAAUGCAUGAGUUUAUGGCCUUGGCACUCUGCAGUAGCAUCAGUGCUUUCACACAAGAACUGACUAAUACAUCCUUGAGCUCCUAUCUUCAGAAUUGACGAAUCAUCUGUGUAAAUCAGUCUGACACCAAAGUUACUCCCAUUUGUUUGUCAUCAGUUUGAAAUUAUGCAGACUUGAUUUAGGAACUCGCUUAUGUCUGGUCUGCUCUUCAUAUAAUCACGAUGGCAUGCUCCCCUAUUUUUAUAAUGGGUCUGAACAUAAGUGGUAAUGUUGCUUAUGGCAGGAGAAUGGCGAAGGAUCACCUGUGGAUCCUCAGGCAGAAUGAACACGGCACUGACUCAUAAAUGAUUGUAUUUGGAUUUUUUUUGCUUUUAUUUAUUUUUGUUCCAGUUUGAUGGUAAUACAAAAGAAGCCGUAAAGAUGUCCCGAGAUCUGCGUGAGGAUGAUGAUGGAUGUCAGGCUGCUCUCAGUGAUUUUCAGAUUUCUUGGAAUCAAAUGAAAACACAGAUGAAGUGCAGAGAAGAGCUGUCAUGAGCUUUUGAUCUUCAUCAUUCAGCUGCUGAUUUUUGGUUGAACUCAAGCCUGUACUGUACUGAAAUUAGAGCUGCUUCACACAUGAUGAUACGGCUGUGUGUAAGCUGGCUGGUUUUGCUGUUGGGAGUGCAGCUUGUUUUGGCUCAGCUGGGCAAACUUGACGAUGCUGAUGAUGAUGAUGAGGAGGAUUUAGAAGAUAAGAGAAAUGGAAGAAACAAAAAUAAACCAAUCACCUCUAAUGUCAUCCCAAAAAGUGAUGCGGACUGUAAUUUGGAACUGGCAUUUUUGGUGGACAGUUCAGAAAGCGCCAAAGACAACCAUGCUCAAGAGAAGCGUUUUGUUACUGAUCUUGUUAGCCGGAUCCGAAACAUCCAUCUCCAAACUGGACAGGGCUUGAAAUUCAGAACCGCUCUCCUUCAGUACAGCAGUCAUGUGAUCACCGAACAGUCCUUCAAAGAUUGGAGGGGCGUGCCCACCUUCCAGGAUCACAUCGGGCCCAUGCCUUACAUAGGGCACGGUACCUACACCACCUACGCCAUCACCAACCUCACACGCAUCUACCUGGAGGAGUCUGGCCCUGACAGCGUGAAGGUGGCCAUUCUGCUGUAUGACGGCGAGUCGCAUCCCAAGAAUCCCGAUAUCUUCUCUGCUUUAGCUGAUGCUAAGAACCAAGGGAUUAAAUUCUUCACAGUGGGUUUCACAUCCGCUGCCAAUGUGGAACAGCUGCGGCUCCUGGCCAGUCCUCCGGCCGCCCGCUACGUACACAACCUACAGGACAAGGGCGUCAUGGAUAAGAUCGUCAAAGAGAUUACUGAGGUGGCUAAUGAAGUGUGCCCUCUUUCCCCAAAAUGCACUUGUGAGAAAGGAGAGCGAGGAACUAGUGGACCACCUGGUAAAAAGGGUCGUCCUGGAGAAGAUGGAAGUCCAGGAUCUAAAGGACAAAAGGGAGAGAACGGAUUCAACGGUCCUCCUGGACGAGAUGGGACAGAGGGGAAACCUGGAUACAAAGGAGAAAAGGGUGAGCGAGGGGAGUGUGGGACACCAGGCGUCAAAGGAGACAGAGGUCCGGAGGGUCCUGUCGGUAUCAGAGGAAACAGAGGACUGCAGGGUUUACCUGGACCUAAUGGAGACAUUGGCUCUGAGGGCCCACCAGGCAAAAAAGGCGAGAGAGGUUUUCCCGGACCACCAGGAAUACAGGGCGAGACUGGCUUUGGGCUUCCUGGACCAAAGGGUGAUGUGGGGUUUCAGGGCAGAAUGGGUCCUCCCGGGCCUCCUGGGCUUGGCGAGCCGGGCCUACCGGGGCCACAGGGGCCACAGGGUUUGCCAGGAGAGAAGGGCCCUGCAGGAGAGGGUUUACCAGGACCAAAGGGUGAGAGGGGUCUGGAGGGGCCAAGAGGACCCAGAGGACCAGUAGGUCCUGGCAUUAGAGGAGACAAGGGUGAUAUUGGUCCUCCUGGUCUUCAAGGAGCAGUGGGGCUUCCUGGAGCAGGGAUCCAAGGAGAGAAGGGUGUGGAAGGACCACGUGGACCCCCGGGAAGCAGAGGCCCACUGGGUGAGGGCUACCCUGGACCAAAGGGUGAUCAAGGUUUCCCAGGUGAGAUCGGUGCACCAGGAGAGAGAGGAGCAGGAGAACCGGGGGCAAAAGGGGAACCUGGUGCUACGGGGUUAUCAGGAUUACCAGGUUUACCAGGAGAGGAUGGAGCUCCAGGACAGAAGGGAGAACCAGGAGCCCCUGGGUUGAGGGGCUCUGAAGGAGCAGCAGGAGUGGGCAUCCAGGGUGAAAAAGGUGAUCAGGGUCAGCGGGGAAUCCGUGGGUUAGCAGGGCCACCGGGAAUAGCCGGACCCUCAGGGUCAAAGGGAGAGCCUGGCACCCCUGGGAGAUUGGGAUUACCUGGACAACCGGGACGUGCUAUAACAGGACCAAAAGGUGACGUAGGCCCGCCAGGUCCAUUUGGUCCAAUGGGAGAGACGGGAUAUGGACUUCCUGGACCAAAGGGUGAUCGUGGUGACCCAGGUUCUCCUGGUCUAAGUGGACCAAAAGGGGACGGCUAUCCUGGUCCCUUAGGGCCUCCAGGUCUUCCUGGUCUUCCAGGAGAACCUGGUCUUGUGGGCAUAGGAAUACCUGGACCAAAGGGUGAUAUUGGCUUCAGAGGUUUACCGGGCCCACCUGGACCUCCAGGGGAAGGGCUACAAGGACCACCUGGCAACAUGGGAAGACCAGGACCUCCUGGACCGACUGGGCCACCAGGACAAGGCCUACAGGGUCCAAAGGGUGAUCAGGGGUCACAGGGUGUGAGCGGGCCAAGAGGACCUUCUGGAGAAGGAAUGCCGGGGUCAAAGGGGGAUCGUGGAGGUCAGGGUGAGAGGGGGAUGAAGGGGGUUAAAGGUGAUAUGGGAGAUCCUGGUGUUCCUGGACAAACAGGUAGAGCUGGAAUCAAAGGUGAAUCUGGACUAACGAGGGAUGAGAUAAUCAGAAUGAUCCGGGAGAUUUGUGGCUGUGGAGUCAAGUGUAAAGAGCGUCCCAUGGAGCUGGUGUUUGUGAUCGACAGCUCUGAAAGCGUCGGGCCUGAUAACUUUGAGAUCAUCAAGGACUUUGUGGCCGCAUUAGUCGACAGACUCACCAUAGGGCGUAAUGCCACCCGAGUCGGUCUCGUUUUGUACAGCCUAGAGGUCCAGCUUGAGUUCAACCUCGCUCGCUACAUGAUCAAACAAGACGUCAAACAAGCAAUACGCAGGGUUCACUACAUCGGCGAGGGCACCUACACCGGCUCUGCCAUCCGCAAAGCAACUCAGGAGGCGUUUUACAGCGCAAGGACUGGGGUGAGGAAGGUUGCCAUCGUCAUCACAGACGGACAAACAGAUAAACGGGAGCCAGUGAAGCUGGAAAUUGCUGUCAGGGAGGCGCAUGCAGCAAACAUUGAGAUGUACGCUCUGGGAAUUGUUAACAUUAGUGAUCCGACACAGGAAGAGUUUCUCCAGGAGCUCAAUCUCAUUGCGUCGGACCCUGACAGUGAGCACAUGUUCUACAUAGACGACUUCAACACCUUGCCAGCUCUGGAGUCCAAACUGGUCAAUCAGCUCUGUGAGGAUGAAAAUGGCGCACUUAUCUUCAGUCGCAUUAAUGGGUUUGAAAACGGAUAUGGUAUUAAUGGCAACCGCAUCAAUGGUAACAGCAGGUACAGUUAUGGCACCAAUGUAAAUGAAGUCCACAGAGAGAACACGGGAACACACUCUGGGCUGAACACUGUCACUCAUGAGAACGGGAGAGGAGGCACGUUUGCUCCAACAGCUGGUCCAGACAUUAAUGAGGAGGUUGAGCGUGUACCUGAGACACCAGACGCAAACACUUCAGAGCAGAGCAGCGGUAGAGGAGAUACUCCAACAGUCACUAGGACAUCCACACAAAGCAAACCUUCAUCAGGGACAACAUCAUCAUCAUCAACAUCAACAACUGUGAACACGUCAACCUCAGUGCGGUAUAUACCAGCACCACGACCACCAUUACCUAAAGAAGUUGUAUCUCUUGACCCCCGUUGUGAGCUGCUCCUGGAUCAGGGCCGUUGUCGGGCCUAUAUCAUCCGCUGGUACUACGACUGGCAGGCCAACGCCUGCGCUCAGUUCUGGUACGGAGGCUGUGAGGGGAACCGUAACCGCUUUGACACAGAAGAAGAGUGCAAAAAGACAUGUGUUGUUGUGAGAGCAGGAGGCUGAUAUCCAUUACGGAUACCUUUCCCUUUGUCUGUAGCUAAUUCCUCACACUCCAAUACGAUGGACCUGCACUGAAAUACUCAAAAGUAUAUGACAAAUUGGUAGGACAGGAGAUUUCAUUGAGAGUAGCUAGUUGAUAAUGCACAGUACUUUUCAUAUCACAACCUGCAGAACUGUGAAUAAGCAAUACUGUAAUAUUUACACUGUCAUUCAACAUUCUUGAAUUGGCAUUAAUGUAAUAAAUGAAAUGUAAUCUUGAUUUUGAGACCUAGUGUUGUCAGUAUCAGUGUAAUAAAGCUUGUCGUUUUGUAUCUUGUACUUUUUGUAAUAAAAUAUUUUGUA